AUGGCUGACCAGGCGCAACAGACUACCAGAAAGAGAACCUUCCGCAAGUUUAGCUACCGUGGUGUCGACCUCGACCAAUUGCUCGACUUGAGCAGCGAGCAAUUCAUGGAGCUCGUUCACGCCCGUGCCCGUAGAAGAUUCCAACGUGGCUUGAAGCGUAAGCCUAUGGGUCUUAUCAAGAAGUUGCGUAAGGCCAAGAAGGAGGCUGCUGCUGAUGAGAAGCCUGCUGUCGUCAAGACUCACCUCCGUGACAUGAUCAUUGUCCCCGAAAUGAUUGGCUCUGUUGUUGGUAUCUACAACGGUAAGACCUUCAACCAGGUUGAAAUCAAGCCUGAGAUGGUUGGUCACUACCUUGCCGAAUUCUCCAUCUCCUACAAGCCCGUUCGUCACGGUCGUCCUGGUAUUGGUGCCACCCACUCUUCCAGAUUCGUUCCCCUCAAGUAA
Molecule: messenger RNA, 444 nt
Organism: Lichtheimia ornata
Lineage: Eukaryota; Fungi; Mucoromycota; Mucoromycetes; Mucorales; Lichtheimiaceae
Product: 40S ribosomal protein S15
Exons: 3
Coding region: 1-444 (147 amino acids)
Biological process (GO): translation; ribosomal small subunit assembly
Cellular component (GO): ribosome; cytosolic small ribosomal subunit
Molecular function (GO): RNA binding; structural constituent of ribosome
Source: RefSeq, a predicted model, not a curated record